This is a messenger RNA of Urocitellus parryii (Arctic ground squirrel), 5468 nucleotides long. The record is from RefSeq and is a predicted model, not a curated record. NCBI's taxonomy places the organism in Eukaryota, Metazoa, Chordata, Mammalia, Rodentia, Sciuridae.
UUGUCUAGGAUCCAAGCUACUGGAUACAGGUGCAUCGCUUGGAACAUGGAGAUGGAGGAAUUCUAGACCUGGAUGACAUCCUCUGUGAUGUAGCAGAUGAUAAAGACAGACUGGUAGCUGUGUUUGAUGAACAAGAUCCACAUCAUGGAGGUGAUGGCACCAGUGCUAGUUCCACAGGUACCCAGAGUCCAGAGGUGUUUGGUAGUGAGCUUGGUACCAACAGUGUUUCAGCCUUUCAGCCUUAUCAAGCAACAAGUGAAAUUGAGGUUACACCUUCAGUCCUCCGAGCAAAUAUGCCUCUUCAUGUCCGACGAAGCAGUGACCCAGCUUUAAUUGGCCUCUCCACUUCUGUCAGUGAUAAUAAUUUUUCUUCCGAAGAGCCCUCAAGGAAAAACCCUACMCGCUGGUCAACAACAGCUGGCUUCCUCAAGCAAAACCCUGCUGGUAGUCCCAAAGCCUGUGACAGAAAGAAAGAUGAAAACUACAGAAGCCUCCCACGGGAUACUAGUAACUGGUCUAAUCAAUUCCAGAGAGACAAUGCUCGCUCAUCUCUCAGUGCCAGUCACCCAAUGGUGGACAAGUGGUUGGAGAAGCAAGAACAGGACGAGGAUGGGACGGAAGAAGACAGUAGCCGUGUGGAACCAGUUGGACAUGCUGACACUGGUUUGGAGAAUAUACCCAGCUUUUCUCUGGAUGAUAUGGUAAAGCUCGUACAAGUCCCCAACGAUGGAGGGCCUCUGGGAAUCCAUGUAGUGCCUUUCAGUGCUCGAGGAGGCAGAACCCUGGGUUUAUUAGUAAAACGAUUGGAGAAAGGUGGUAAAGCUGAACAAGAAAACCUUUUUCAUGAGAAUGAUUGCAUUGUCAGGAUUAAUGAUGGUGAUCUGCGGAAUAGAAGAUUUGAACAAGCACAACAUAUGUUUCGCCAAGCCAUGCGUACACCCAUCAUUUGGUUCCAUGUGGUUCCUGCAGCAAAUAAAGAGCAGUAUGAACAACUUUCCCAAAGUGAGAAGAACAAUUACUAUUCAAGCCGCUUCAGUCCCGACAGCCAGUAUAUUGAUAACAGGAGUGUGAACAGUGCUGGACCUCAUGCACUGCAGAGAGCACCCAGACUGAGCCACCCACCUGAGCAGAUAGAAGCUCACCCACRACUACCUCAUAGUGCACACCCCUCCGCAAAACCACCUUCAGCCCCAGCUCCAGCCCCACAGAAUGUAUUUAGCUCAAGUGCRAGCAGUGGUUAUAACACCAAAAAAGUAGGCAAGAGGCUCAAUAUCCAGCUGAAGAAAGGUACAGAAGGUUUGGGAUUCAGCAUCACUUCACGAGACGUCACAAUAGGUGGCUCGGCUCCAAUUUAUGUGAAAAACAUCCUCCCCCGAGGGGCUGCCAUUCAGGAUGGUAGACUGAAGGCAGGAGAUAGACUCAUAGAGGUAAAUGGAGUAGAUUUAGCAGGCAAAUCCCAAGAGGAAGUUGUUUCCCUGUUAAGAAGCACCAAGAUGGAAGGGACUGUGAGCCUUCUGGUCUUUCGCCAGGAAGACGCCUUUCACCCAAGGGAACUGAAUGCAGAGCCAAGCCAGAUGCAGAUUCCAAAAGAAACGAAAGCAGAAGAUGAAGAUAUUGUUCUCACACCUGAUGGCACCAGGGAAUUUCUUACAUUUGAAGUUCCACUUAAUGAUUCAGGAUCUGCUGGUCUUGGUGUCAGUGUCAAAGGUAACCGGUCCAAAGAGAACCAUGCAGAUUUGGGAAUCUUCGUCAAGUCCAUUAUUAAUGGUGGAGCAGCAUCUAAAGAUGGAAGGCUGCGGGUGAAUGACCAACUGAUAGCAGUAAAUGGAGAAUCCCUGUUGGGCAAGACAAACCAAGAUGCCAUGGAAACCCUAAGAAGGUCGAUGUCCACUGAAGGAAAUAAACGAGGAAUGAUCCAGCUUAUUGUGGCGAGGCGAAUAAGCAAGUGCAAUGAGCUAAAGUCACCUGGGAGCCCCCCUGGAUCUGAGCUKCCCAUUGAAACAGUGUUGGAUGAUAGAGAACGAAGAAUUUCCCAUUCCCUCUACAGUGGGAUCGAGGGACUUGAUGAAUCACCCACAAGAAAUGCUGCACUCAGUAGGAUAAUGGGUGAGUCAGGUAAAUACCAGUUGUCCCCUACUGUGAAUAUGCCCCAAGAUGACACUAUCAUUAUAGAAGAUGACAGGUUGCCCAUGCUUCCUCCACAUCUUUCUGACCAGUCCUCUUCCAGCUCCCAUGAUGAAGUGGGAUUCACCAUGACAGAUGCUGGCACCUGGGUUAAGGCUGCAAUCAGUGAUUCAGCUGACUGCUCUUUGAGUCCAGAUGUUGAUCCAGUACUUGCUUUUCAACGGGAAGGAUUUGGACGCCAGAGUAUGUCAGAAAAACGCACAAAGCAAUUUUCAGAUGCCAGUCAAUUGGAUUUCGUUAAAACGCGAAAAUCAAAAAGCAUGGAUUUAGGUAUAGCUGACGAGACUAAACUCAAUACAGUGGAUGACCAGAAAGCAGGCUCCCCCAACAGGGAUGUGGGACCUUCCCUGGGUCUGAAGAAGUCAAGCUCACUGGAGAGUCUGCAGACAGCAGUAGCUGAGGUGACUUUGAAUGGGGAUAUUCCUUUCCAUCGCCCACGGCCGCGCAUAAUCCGAGGAAGGGGAUGCAAUGAGAGCUUCAGAGCUGCUAUUGACAAGUCUUAUGAUAAACCUGCCAUCGAUGAUGAUGAUGAAGGCAUGGAGACAUUGGAAGAAGACACAGAAGAAAGUUCACGAUCAGGGAGAGAAUCGGUUUCCACAGCCAGUGAUCAGCCUUCGCACUCUCUGGAGAGACAAAUGAAUGGGAACCAAGAAAAAGGGGACAAGACUGAUAGGAAAAAGGAUAAAACUGGAAAAGAGAAGAAAAAAGAUAGAGAAAAGGAAAAGGAUAAAAUGAAAGCCAAGAAGGGAAUGCUGAAGGGUUUGGGAGACAUGUUCAGGAUUCAAGCCAAAACUCGAGAAUUUAGGGAGCGACAAGCUCGAGAACGUGACUAUGCUGAAAUCCAAGAUUUUCAUCGCACAUUUGGCUGUGACGACGAGUUGAUGUACGGGGGAAUGUCUUCUUAUGAAGGUUCUCUGGCUCUCAACACCAGGCCCCAGAGCCCAAGAGAAGGGCACAUGAUGGAUGCUUUGUAUGCUCAAGUGAAGAAGCCGCGGAAUUCCAAACCUUCACCUGUAGACAGCAACCGAUCAACUCCAAGCAACCAUGAUCGGAUACAGCGUCUGCGGCAAGAAUUUCAGCAGGCAAAGCAAGAUGAAGAUGUGGAAGAUCGGCGACGCACCUAUAGCUUUGAACAACCAUGGCCCAGCUCCCGGCCAGCAGCACAGAGUGGCAGGCACUCUGUGUCCGUAGAAGUGCAGGCACAGCGGCAGCGGCAAGAGGAACGUGAGAGCUUCCAGCAGGCCCAGCGCCAGUACAGUUCCCUGCCUCGGCAAAGCAGGAAGAAUGCCAGUUCUGUUUCCCAGGAUUCCUGGGAACAGAACUACCCACCUGGUGAAGGUUUCCAGAGUGCCAAGGAGAACCCCAGGUACUCUAGCUACCAAGGCUCCAGAAACGGCUACCUGGGAGGGCACGGUUUCAACGCCAGGGUCAUGCURGAGACCCAGGAGCUCCUCCGCCAGGAGCAGCGGCGGAAAGAACAGCAGAUGAAGAAGCAGCCUCCUCCUGAGGGACCCAGCAACUAUGACUCGUAUAAGAAAGUCCAGGACCCCAACUAUGCCCCUCCUAAGGGGCCCUUCCGGCAAGAUGUGCCCCCGUCGCCUUCUCAGGUCGCCAGACUGAACAGACUCCAAACUCCUGAGAAGGGGCGGCCCUUCUAUUCCUGAGCACGAGGAGAACACAUGCUUCAUGUCAUGCAAUAAAGGACAUUUUCAUACAAAGACUUGUAUUUUGGGAGUUUUUUAAAACCUUGAUGGUACUAUGGAAUAUUUCUGUUGUUGGUAUCAGUGCCUUUAAGCAGUGUGGGCAAAGAAAUGGAAGGCCUUAAUGUCUUUGCCGCUAUGUCUCAAGUGUUCUUUCAUGGAAGGAUUUCCCACCAUCUGACAAUCAUCUGUUCGAGGCAUCCACACCCUCUGCAUCUCUCUGGAGUACCCGGAAUUUUGGCCCAAUGCAUAAGAUAUCCAUGGCUUUGUUGUUACGGUCCCAUACAACUUGGGUGACAGAUGAAGCUGAAGAAGGUGUUGAUUCUUCUUUUUCCCCUCUACAUUCUCUUAGCUAUGAGGGGAUAUCUCAGUUUCUAGUGGAUGACAGUGGAUGACAUACACCAGAAACUGGGACUUUCCAGUACUUCACAGCACAGUCAUUUAUAGAGCUUUGUAAUCAGUGUGGGUUUCCCUUCYCUUUCUCAGCAACUUGUAUCAGGAAAGUUCCGUCAUCAUAUACUAAAGAAGCUAAGCCAUAUUCCAGCACCAUUUGGUUAUCAGGGGGGUCCUUGUGUAACUGCCUUAUAACUCAACAUUACCAGUAAAGUGAUGAUUCUAGUCUUGUGUUUAUAAAUACACUUGUUCAGUCAUGUCCCUGACACGUGUUGAGUCRGCACAGCUCUGCUAAGGGAACGAGGGGCAUGGGAGUAACCUGGGUGGAGGAAGGACUGGGCCUGCCCUGAACCAUGUGGAGGGAGGGGGGGAGCUGAAGAAAGAAUUCUCCCAGGAGGUGUAUGGGCCAGUACAUCCCAAUUAUUAUUUUAGUUAGUUUUUGUUGUGACAGUGUGGAAGGAAGGGCAUAGAGUGGGACAGAGAUAAAUCAGUUGGUCAUUUUUGAAUUCUAAAAAUGGAUCUCUCUGUAGUUCUUAAGGUCGGUUGGAACUGAUAUUUGUCUAGCAUAUCCACAUACUGUAUCCCUGCCUGGUGAUACCAUGUCUCUAAAUAAUUCUGCCAUGAAACAUAAAAGACAAAUAAGGGAAAAGCCAUUCCRCAUUACACAGAGAACAUUAUGGUGUCCCAAAACAGUAACAAAAGAUUGCUCUCAUGUCAAUACUUUAUYGCACGUGCAGGUCACAAGGCCCUCGGUUGCUCCCUGUUUUCAUCUGUCGGUCUGAACGUUCUGUAUUGUAAACCAUGGCUGGGUUGCUAAAGUGCCUGCGAAUCCCGAUGUGAAAAAAGCUUGAGAUGAAAGCUCAGCAUAACGUGUAUUAACAAAAAAGAAGAAGAAGAAAAAAAGACAUGUAUUGAUAUGCCUAUUCUUUUUUUUUACUGGCACAUUGUAUUUUUGCGUCGACUUGUUUUUAGAAAAUACGUGAAGUGUCCACACGUCCYUGUGUCUCUUUUGCAUUUCUGUGUAAUGGUUCUAUUUGUUAAUAAUGUGCAGCGAUGUUUAAAUGGUGUUACCAAUGUAAGCACGGUGACCUUGGAUGACAGUGGCUCUUUCUCACAGCCUUCCCUGAGCUGUGAGAAACAGCUUUCCCUGUACAUAUGAGACUUCUAAUAAAAGGCAUAUUUCUUCCUGUU